Engraulis encrasicolus (European anchovy) is the source of this 1659-nucleotide messenger RNA. It is a transcript of the gene nr6a1a, whose product is annotated as nuclear receptor subfamily 6, group A, member 1a. Gene Ontology annotation, cellular component: chromatin. Gene Ontology annotation, biological process: regulation of DNA-templated transcription. NCBI's taxonomy places the organism in Eukaryota, Metazoa, Chordata, Actinopteri, Clupeiformes, Engraulidae. The transcript is spliced from 9 exons. Bases 1 to 1356 code for a protein of 451 amino acids. Gene Ontology annotation, molecular function: sequence-specific DNA binding; zinc ion binding; nuclear receptor activity. The record is from RefSeq and is a predicted model, not a curated record.
AUGGACGCAUGGGAAGAUGACCAGGCUGACCAGCGCUCGUGCCUCAUCUGUGGCGACCGUGCCACCGGUCUGCACUAUGGCAUCAUCUCGUGCGAGGGCUGCAAGGGCUUCUUCAAGCGCAGCAUCUGCAACAAGCGCGUCUACCGCUGCAGCCGUGACAAGAACUGCGAGAUGUCGCGCAAGCAGCGCAACCGCUGCCAGUACUGCCGUCUGCUCAAGUGCCUGCAGAUGGGCAUGAAUCGCAAAGCAAUCAGGGAAGAUGGCAUGCCAGGGGGAAGGAACAAAAGCAUCGGGCCUGUGCAGAUAUCGGAUGAGGAAAUCGAGCGGAUUAUGUCUGGGCAGGAGUUUAAGGAGGAGGCCAACAUGCCAGACCAGACCUGGAGCAACAAUGGGGACAGCAGCGACCAUAGUUCCCCCGGGAACGGGGUCUCCGAGAGCAACCAACCCUCUCCAGCCUCCACCUUAUCCUCCAUACGCUCUGUGGAUAUGAAUGGCUACACCACCGCUUUCAGAGAGCAGUACAUCAGCAACACCAUGACCACACACUACCAGUUCCUCCCGCAUCUGUUCAGCUACGCCACACAACCACGCAGCCUUUACCCACAAUCCCACACGCUGAUCAGCCAGCUGGUGGCAGCAGAAGAGCUAGCCCCAUUAGGAACACCCAUGCUCAUUGAAGAAGGAUACAGGGUGACCCAAGUGGAGCUGUUUGCCUUGCUGUGCCGGCUGGCGGACGAGCUGCUGUUCAGGCAGAUUGCGUGGAUCAAGAAGUUGCCGUUCUUCUGCGAGCUCACUAUCGAGGACUACACCUGCCUGCUCAGCUCCACCUGGCAGGAGCUCAUCCUCCUGGCCUGCCUGACCAUCUACAGCGCUCAGAUACUGGGGGACCUGGCUGACGUCACCGCCAAGUACACGCCCUCGGAUGAGGAGCUGCAAGGGUUCAGUGAGGAUGGGAUGGAGGUCAUGGAGAAGCUCAUAUAUCUUUUCCGCAAGUUCCACCAACUCAAGGUCAGCAACGAGGAAUACGCCUGCAUGAAAGCCAUCAACUUCCUGAACCAAGAUAUCCGAGGUGUCACCAGUGUUUCCCAAUUGGAGCAGCUGAAUAAGAGGUAUUGGUACGUCUGUCAGGACUUCACCGAAUGCAAGUAUCCACACCAGCCAAAACGCUUCCCAGAGAUUAUGAUGUGCUUACCAGAGAUUCGCUGCAUUGCAGGGAAGUUAGUACACGUCCCCUUGGAGCAGCUGCCCUUGCUGUUCAAAGCCGUCUUGCACUCCUGCAAGUCCAGCCUGAACGGCACCUAUCGCAGUGUGGGAUCCACCCCACCUGUGCCCAAGGGCACGGCCCCUGCCAACUGAGGUCCUGACGGCGCCGCACCACAUGUCCUCCCAUCAGCACAGGGGCGACACCCAGGAGCUGAGGCAUGCCUCUCCAGGGUAAAACAAUGUGAGGACAAGUGGGACAUAGCAGGCAGGGGUAAACUGACAUCCAACGAAAUGAAUGUGUAAAGCAGCUAUAUGUUAGUUUUGUUUCUUUAUGUAUUUAUUACCUGACAGAGCUGAAUGUAUACCGAGCCACAUUGUGCACAUGCUUCUGUUAAAACAAAAACAAAAAUGCACAAAAUGCAUCUUUUCUUCAGAGUUUACAAAGUGUGUAUCCAA